UUACGGCUUCCAUUUGCUCAGAUGAACGACGAUGCUGUUACUCUUCUCUACCUUCCAAACGAAAUUCUAUGUCUAAUUCUAGAACGACUGGAUCCUAUUAGCCUUAUCAGCUGCAUAAAGGUUUGCCGAAAACUCAAUCUACUUGCCAAAGAAUCCCAUAUAUACGACUACAAAACUCGCUUGGCUUUGUCAAACCUCGAAGAAAUCCCUGUCGACCGCUCUGUCGGCACCCUGACUCGUCUUCAACGUCUGGAAAGACAUCAGAAAGCUUGGGAUACAUUCAUCUGGAGUACUUCAGAAAAAUGCAACCUUGAUUCUGUGCGGUCCUGGGAUCUCGCAGGAGGCGUUCUUGCAUUUGGAGAACCUGACAAUGUCUUUAGAUUCAUCCAACUCCCUUCUAGUCACCGCGGGAUCGAAAGGAAGGAAUGGAACUUCCGUCUAGAUUUUGGCUCGGACACCAUCGAGGACUUUACUAUCGAUCCUUCAAGAAAUCUUCUUGUUGUGUUGACCAAACGGACGAUUGGGUGCGAAUUUUUGUCCGUUCUAAGAUGCUACUCAAACAACUAGAAUCUAGGGAGAAAUCAUCGAUCGAUGCCCAUAUCUUGAGCCUGGAUGAUGGGAGACCUCAUACAUGCGCGAAUACGCCAACACUUUGUACCCGAGGCCAGAUUGACAAUGUUGAUUGGGACUAUGAUAUCCGCUCCUUUGGGAGCCAUGUCGGAAUAAUAUGUACACCCUCAAAUUCGUUUGACUCUCAGCUCAGUAUGUGGAAUUGGGAAACAGGAAACCUUAUACGACGCGUAUCCCAAGUGGACAGUUUUGCAUUCCUCACAGAAAAUUUGAUCGUUUACGCACCGAUAGAAGAAGAAGGCACCCUAGGCCGCCGUUUGAUCGUACUGGACUUGGUCCUUUAUCCGCUGGUGAAACUCGAGCUACCCUCUUUUACCAAGUGGUCCGAAAUCUGCAUUCAUUCGGAGUCACCACCCACUCGAUUUGAAUAUUUACCGAAUCACCAACAAGUACCUUUCCGUGUGUCGCGACAAGACAGGCUAUUUGCGGUGGGCUGUCGAAUGUGGGAUAACAGUCAUAUGGAUAUGGUAAUAUUCGUUCCUCUUUCUACACUACUGUCCCAUGUAGAGAAAGCUAGGAUAAGCGCCCUUGUCACGGUGUUGGAAUGGAAAAGUUGGGGACCAACCGCUACAAGAACCCUUCCCUUCGAUUUUCCGGAUAUCUGGGUCUGCUAUAUCCACGGACUUCGAGCCGCAGUUCUCAAUCGAAACACGUCCUCACUGUCGGGAGUUUGUUUUGAUAUAUACGACCUGAACCCGCUUCUUGACAGGCAACGGGAGGACUCGCAAGAAGCAUCAAAUUCUGCAGGUCGCGAACCGCGUCGUGCCAUCUCGGGACAUCUUCCGGAUAUCUCGCCUUCUUCCCUCAUGUUGAGCGAAGAUGCGUUGCUCGUUGUUUCGGGAGACGAGACAGAAAUUACUGUCUACUCGUUUUAAACAUAUGUGAAAGUUUGCGGGGUCAUUAUGAAUAUUUACGUAUAAACGUCAAAUAUAGCUUCAGGGUGAUUCGGUU
Messenger RNA from Marasmius oreades (fairy-ring Marasmius), 1581 nucleotides. RefSeq lists its product as uncharacterized. The transcript is spliced from 4 exons. Lineage: Eukaryota; Fungi; Basidiomycota; Agaricomycetes; Agaricales; Marasmiaceae. Bases 426 to 1505 code for a protein of 359 amino acids. The record is from RefSeq and is a predicted model, not a curated record. Gene Ontology annotation, molecular function: protein binding.